This is a messenger RNA of Acomys russatus (golden spiny mouse), 2418 nucleotides long. It is a transcript of the gene Abce1, whose product is annotated as ATP binding cassette subfamily E member 1. The record is from RefSeq and is a predicted model, not a curated record. The coding region runs from base 191 to 1990 and encodes 599 amino acids. Gene Ontology annotation, biological process: ribosomal subunit export from nucleus; translational initiation; translational termination. Gene Ontology annotation, molecular function: iron ion binding; ATP hydrolysis activity; ATP binding. The transcript is spliced from 18 exons. Lineage: Eukaryota; Metazoa; Chordata; Mammalia; Rodentia; Muridae.
GUCGCGCACGCGCACUGUGCCCUCAUUUGCCUCGCGCGAGGCGGCGGCUGUGCACCGCCAUCUUGGCCGGUGGCGGUAAGAACACGCCGUGUGCUGAGACCUGGCGGCUUGACGCUGCUUUGGCUGCUGCACGCCCCGCUGUGAGGGGACCGUUGUCUCCAGAAAAAACUGGAUAUUCUUCGUUACAAUUAUGGCAGACAAAUUAACGAGAAUUGCUAUUGUCAACCAUGACAAAUGUAAACCUAAGAAAUGUCGACAGGAGUGCAAAAAGAGUUGCCCUGUGGUUCGAAUGGGAAAAUUAUGCAUAGAAGUAACACCCCAGAGCAAAAUAGCAUGGAUUUCUGAAACUCUUUGUAUUGGUUGUGGUAUUUGUAUUAAGAAAUGCCCCUUUGGCGCCUUAUCAAUUGUCAAUUUGCCAAGCAAUUUGGAAAAAGAAACAACACAUCGAUAUUGUGCCAAUGCCUUCAAGCUUCACAGAUUGCCUAUCCCUCGCCCAGGUGAAGUUUUGGGAUUAGUUGGAACUAAUGGUAUUGGAAAGUCAACUGCAUUAAAAAUUUUAGCAGGAAAGCAAAAGCCAAACCUUGGAAAGUAUGAUGAUCCGCCUGAUUGGCAAGAGAUUUUGACUUAUUUCCGUGGAUCUGAAUUACAAAAUUACUUCACCAAGAUUCUAGAAGAUGACCUGAAAGCCAUUAUCAAACCUCAAUAUGUAGACCAAAUUCCCAAGGCUGCAAAGGGAACAGUAGGGUCUAUUUUGGACCGAAAAGAUGAAACAAAGACACAGGCGAUUGUAUGUCAGCAGCUUGAUUUAACUCACCUUAAAGAACGAAACGUCGAAGAUCUUUCAGGAGGAGAGUUGCAGAGAUUUGCUUGUGCUGUCGUUUGCAUACAAAAAGCUGAUAUUUUUAUGUUUGAUGAGCCUUCCAGUUACCUUGACGUCAAGCAGCGUUUAAAGGCCGCCAUUACUAUUCGGUCUCUAAUAAAUCCAGAUAGAUACAUCAUUGUGGUGGAGCAUGAUCUAAGUGUGCUAGACUAUCUCUCUGACUUCAUCUGCUGUUUGUACGGUGUGCCAAGUGCUUACGGUGUCGUCACUAUGCCUUUUAGUGUGAGAGAAGGCAUAAACAUAUUUUUGGAUGGCUAUGUUCCAACAGAAAACUUGAGGUUCAGGGAUGCAUCCCUUGUGUUUAAGGUAGCUGAGACAGCAAAUGAAGAAGAAGUGAAAAAGAUGUGUAUGUAUAAAUAUCCUGGGAUGAAGAAAAAGAUGGGAGAAUUCGAGUUAGCGAUCGUGGCUGGAGAGUUUACAGAUUCUGAAAUCAUGGUGAUGCUGGGGGAAAAUGGUACAGGCAAAACCACAUUUAUCCGAAUGCUUGCUGGGAGGCUGAAGCCUGACGAAGGAGGAGAAGUACCAGUUCUAAAUGUCAGUUAUAAGCCACAGAAAAUCAGUCCCAAAUCAACAGGAAGUGUUCGCCAGUUACUGCAUGAAAAGAUCAGAGAUGCUUACACUCACCCCCAGUUUGUGACGGAUGUAAUGAAGCCGCUGCAGAUUGAAAACAUCAUUGAUCAAGAGGUGCAGACGUUGUCUGGUGGUGAACUUCAGCGAGUAGCUUUAGCUCUUUGUUUGGGCAAACCUGCUGACGUCUAUUUAAUUGAUGAGCCAUCUGCAUAUUUGGAUUCUGAGCAAAGAUUAAUGGCAGCUCGGGUGGUCAAACGUUUCAUUCUCCAUGCCAAGAAGACAGCUUUUGUCGUAGAGCAUGACUUCAUCAUGGCCACCUACCUAGCAGACCGCGUCAUCGUCUUUGAUGGUGUUCCCUCUAAGAGCACAGUGGCAAACAGUCCUCAAACGCUUUUGGCUGGCAUGAACAAAUUUUUAUCUCAGCUCGAAAUUACAUUCAGAAGAGACCCCAACAAUUACAGACCACGAAUAAAUAAGCUUAAUUCAAUCAAGGAUGUAGAACAAAAGAAGAGUGGAAACUACUUUUUCUUGGAUGAUUAGAUUGAAUUGGAGAUUGUCAAUAAGCCAUUUACUUACUGGGAUUUUUAUCAUAUAAAACUUUAAUCAGGUUUUAUGGCCCCACAUACUCUGGAGCUUGAAGUAUGAUUUUCUUAAUGUGACAUCAAAAGCCAGUUGUCUUAUAAAUUGUUUAAGAACUAUUCUGUGCGUACUGGACUAAAAUGGAGACAUUUCAAAUACAUCGGUUACCUCCAGAUUUUCGUGAUCUGCAGGGAGAUGUUCAAUUGUGUAUUGUAUUUAUGGACCAGAUGCUUACUGGUGUUGCCCAUCUUUAAAAUCUAGGGUAAAAUCUGUUCUUGCCUGUUUGCUACGUGUACUAGUAUAAUGAAACUGCCCUCUUUUAAAAGCCAGGCAAAGACUACGCUGCUGAGGUCUGAUAAAUAAACAUCAGGGUUAUAUUUGCUAUUUGU